AUGUCCACCUCAGAGCCCAAGCAAGAGGUCAAUUUUGACCUUAGCGUCGGGUUCACCUCGCCGGACCAGCCCGUCUCCUGGAAUCGACGUGACCUCCUCCUCUAUGCCGCCGGUAUCGGAGCGGGUCCAGAGGACUUGGAGUACACGUAUGAGGCGCUGGAUAGCUUCCGCGCCUUUCCGACCUACCCACUCGUACUGUCAUUGAAAGGCGAGGCACAAGACACGACCAUCUUCAGCGAGAUGGUCUCCAGCCGCGCUGGCACGCCUGGAUUUCCAGUGCUCGACCCUAACACAAUCGUACACGGCGAACAGAGUAUCGAGAUUAUCAGGCCUCUCCCAAUCGUCAGCGGCCCUGGUUGGAAACUCAGGAAGCGCGUUUGCGCGGUGCAUGACAAGGGUAAUGCGCUGAUUCUCGAAACUGAGAUCAAGCUCAUCAGUCCGGUCGGAGCUGUCCAUGCCGUAAUGAUUGCCGCCACCUUCUACCGCGGCGGAGGCCAAGGAACGGGCUACAGCAGGUCGAUCAUUCGCAAGCCUCCUGGCGCGGGUAAACCCCCUGCGUGUGCUCCUGACCUGACGUUGUCCGAAAAGACAACUCCAGCUCAAGCAGUCCUCUACCGCCUAAGCGGGGACUACAAUCCUCUGCAUAUCGAUCCACAAAUAGGCGCGCGCGGUGGAUUGGGAGGCGUCAUCCUACACGGCCUCUGCAGCUACGGACACGCAGCUCGAGCCGUUCUUCGCACCGUCGAACCCCAAGAUGGCAAGCGUGGCGCUCCCGCUGCGCAGCUCAAAAUGCUAAAUGCAAGGUUCACGAGCCCUGUCAAGCCUGGUGACGAGCUUGAGACCAAGGUCUGGAAGGUGGGUGAAAAGGAGGGAGCUAUAGAGCUGCUCUUCGAGCAGACCAUCGUCGGUGGCAAGAAGAGCUUGGCUGGCUAUGCCCAAGUCAUCCCGGCUUCCGCAGCGCAGUGUGGCGCCAAACUUUGA
This is a messenger RNA of Tilletiaria anomala UBC 951, 981 nucleotides long. RefSeq lists its product as uncharacterized. The record is from RefSeq and is a predicted model, not a curated record. The coding region runs from base 1 to 981 and encodes 326 amino acids. Lineage: Eukaryota; Fungi; Basidiomycota; Exobasidiomycetes; Georgefischeriales; Tilletiariaceae. Gene Ontology annotation, cellular component: peroxisome. The transcript is spliced from 3 exons.